This is a messenger RNA of Drosophila hydei, 1761 nucleotides long. Its product is annotated as phenoloxidase-activating factor 2. The coding region runs from base 98 to 1423 and encodes 441 amino acids. NCBI's taxonomy places the organism in Eukaryota, Metazoa, Arthropoda, Insecta, Diptera, Drosophilidae. Gene Ontology annotation, biological process: proteolysis. The transcript is spliced from 3 exons. Gene Ontology annotation, molecular function: serine-type endopeptidase activity. The record is from RefSeq and is a predicted model, not a curated record.
GCCGGUUCUAUAAGAUACGCGAGUUCUAUUUCAACUCAAUCAGUUGAAAUUAAACGCGAAUCGAAUUGUGUCUAAAAUUGAGCUAAGAAAAUACCUGAUGGAUGUCGCCUGCUACUACUGUCCACUGUUGCUGACCUGCGUCUUCCUGCUGACAAAUGGGCAACAAGCGGCGAAUUCGUCGUCGUCAUGCGGCACAAUGGAACUGUGCGUCACCGAGCAGCGCUGCAACGAGUCGGACGAUUCGGGGCGCAGUAUAAUCAGGCCACGCAUGGCGCGCACCUGUGGCCAGGGCCUGGUGUGCUGCGAUCAGGAGCAGCUCGAGAGCUGGGACGCCAUGCAGGUGACGGCAACAGCGGCAGCCACACGAGCAGCCUCAACGGCGAUGCCGCAGGAGCCGAGCAAGUAUGAGAGCUGCGGCUUGAAUAUGGAGUGCGUGCCUCGGAAGCUGUGCCGCGACAAUAAAAUCAUCGACGACGGUCGCUUCAUUUUGAAUCCACGCAUCGGCGACACAACGUGCCCCCGCGCCUUGCAACGCUGCUGUGCUGUGGAUCAAGAGGUGGAGCCCAAUGACAGUCCCUACAUCUCGAAGCUGGGCGAGUUCAAGUACAAGGGCUGCGGCUACAGAAAUGCGUUGGGCCUGAUACCGGAUGAGGAUAACUAUGAGUAUCAGAAGGAUGUCGCGCUCUUCGCCGAGUUCCCCUGGACGGUGGCACUGAUGACCGGUCGCUUUCAGUACCUUUGUGGCGGCACGCUAAUCCAUCCACAGUUGGUUCUUACCAGCGCCCACAACAUAGUGAAUCAGACGGUGGACACGCUGUUGGCUCGAUUUGGCGAAUGGGAUCUGAACAGCAGCGAUGAGCCAUACGAGUAUCAGGCGCGACGCAUCAAGCAAAUUAUCAGACACGAGGAGUUCGAUCCCGCAGCCCUAUUUAAUGACAUUGCACUGCUGGAGCUGGUGCUGCCCGUUGACAUUCAGCCGCACAUUCAACCGCUCUGCCUGCCGCCGCCAGAGACGCCCAAGCUGCAGGCGGAGCUGCGCAGCGCCCUGUGCUUUGCCACCGGCUGGGGUGCUCGUCUCUUGGACAGCACGAGCAACGAGCGGCUGCUGAAGCGCAUCUUUUUGCCCAUAGUCAGCAGGGACGAGUGCCAGGGGCUGCUGCGAGUCACCCGCCUGGACAAACGCUUUCGCCUGCGACCCAGUUUCCUCUGCGCUGGCGGCAUCAAGGGCGAGGACACGUGCAAAGGCGACGGCGGCUCGCCGCUGUUCUGCAUGAUACCUGGACAGGUGGAUCGCUUUCAACUAGUGGGCAUUGUAUCCUGGGGCAUUGACUGCGCCAACGAGGAUGUGCCAGCGGUCUAUGCCAACGUGCCCUACCUACGCAGCUGGAUCGACGAAAAGGUCAAGUCCUUGGGCUACGAAUAGGCGACGAUGCAAAAAGAAUAUCUCAUUAGAAGCUCGAGUUAUGAACAAAAAAAAAUCGAAUUCAAUUUUAGCAGAAGGCAAAAAAGAGAAGGAACGAUAUUCGAUAGAAAACUGAAACACUUAUCGAUCACUUUAAAGUUUAAGCCGCGAGCAAUCGAUUGAUGCGAUUCAUUAGACUACUUAGCAUAUUGAUAAAUUCCCUUAUAAUUCAAACUUGUACCCAGAUUUAUGACCACAAUUAAUGUUGCUAAGUGAAACGAAACAAAAAAUGGAGAAGAAGAAGAGGGAGGAAAGGAAAAGGAAAAUGAAAAGGAAAAGCAAAUUAUCGUUGUGCACUG